CACUGCGGCUUACUUUUAAGUUGAUCUGGCGAGUGUACUGUGAUAUUUCUAUGAUUCUACAGUCGGUUCCUCUUCGAUGCUUCCAGCAUCAUGUCAAAAUGUAUUUACUCUACAGCGAUAUUUCUCCUUGCAUUGGCUGAAGCUUCGGUGAUCGCAGACUUCGAUAAAGCUCUUGCAGAAUUUCGAAAAUUAAAAGAAGCCGGAGCCAGCCAAUUGAGGGUCCUGAUGAAAGACACCGACUUGCGCAAGUGUAACACCACAGAAAAUUUUUUAUCGCUCUUGAAUGAGGAAGAUUCAAUCUAUGGAAAGCUGCAGGCAUGCUUUGUGGCGGUCCAAAAAAUACUCAAUUCCGUCGAUGGAAAACCCACUCCACAACACGUCAAACGAGCAGCAAUAACAUUCCUGCGGAGCGACUUGUUUGGUAGCAACAUUCAGAGGUUGAAUCAAAUUUUCCCAUCGGCUAAUAAGGACUUAGCUUCCCUUCCUCGGGCUGCACAAGAUAAAGUCUUGUCAGUCGCAAACGCGUUCAGUGGCACCGCAAAGCAAUUGAAUACGUUAGUGACUUUUUUCAAGACCGAAGCGGAGAGGGACACGACGAAUAUGUAAUCAGUUACUGGCAUCAGAUCUAAACACUGAAAAACUCAAAAUAUGACGUUCUUCAUUUGUUAAGUUUCCGAAAGGACGCGUGGCCGUUCGGGCCCAGCGCUAUCAUUCGCAAACGGUUUGAUUGAUUCCUUGAUCCUUGCAAAAAUUGACAUCGCACGAGAAACGCCUUCAUUGAGCAAAGAUACUCCCUAGCGUUGCCACGGAGGCCGAAUAGUUGCAUCAUUUAAAUACCCGAUCAACUUUGUAGGAGCACGUAGAAUAGCGAGAAGUGCGGCGCUUCACGUGGUGUUCUGUUGAAAAUUGACAUCGCACGAGAAACGCCUUCAUUGAGCAAGAUACUCUUUAGCGUUUCCGCGGAGGCCGAAUCGUUGCAUCUUUUAAAAACCCAUGGAAUCAACAGUGUAGCAGAGGAAUUUAUAGUCAGUAAUGCGGUUGCGUUUUUUUAAAACACAACGCCCGACGACAUUUGUUUCCUUCCUGAAAGCUGCUAGUGAUAAAAAUUAAAUUACUCAAAGAAGUGCUAUUGCGAGGACACCUAAUUUUUUGACAAUCCCUAGCAGUUGGUACAUCAUUCAGAUGAAGAAUUAAAAAAAUGAACUUUAGUGAUUAUUGAUCAAAUAGAAGUUAAAAAAAAAAAACAACGCUUCAAAAGUUGUUUUGAGGCUUGUAAAAAUAUGAAUUUUGUUUCUUUUAAAUACUUUGCGCGCAAGGUAGGUAGGUAUGUAAAUUCAAGAAGUGUAUGAUGGUGAGCCUUUGAAAAAUGAAUGUAUUCGAUUUAAGGAUGGUAAGGUGGAAAAUAAUUUCUUGAAACUAACAAUCAUGUACCUAUUAACUACCUGGUGUGAUAGCUAGCAAUCAAUGAGGUGGAAAAAUAACUAAAAAAUAUACUAGGAAGAUAAUUUAUGCUUUAUUCAAAUUCUGAAGAGAAUAAAAAAAUCACAGCUAAAUCUGAGCAACGAUUUGAAAGGCAACUCUGGCUGUAACUUUGCAUACUUUAAACAGGAAUGUAAUGUUAACACUUGAAAAUUUGUCUAAAAAAUGUUUAAAAAACCUAUACUUAAAAAACCCCUAUGACUAGAUUUUAAGGAUUCCAAAAAAACCGAACAGGAAGAGACCAAUUAAGAAAUAGUGACAGUAUGAAUUACAGUUCAUGAAAAAA
Molecule: messenger RNA, 1765 nt
Organism: Bemisia tabaci
Lineage: Eukaryota; Metazoa; Arthropoda; Insecta; Hemiptera; Aleyrodidae
Source: RefSeq, a predicted model, not a curated record